Molecule: messenger RNA, 921 nt
Organism: Colletotrichum orchidophilum
Lineage: Eukaryota; Fungi; Ascomycota; Sordariomycetes; Glomerellales; Glomerellaceae
Product: coagulation factor 5/8 type domain-containing protein
Exons: 1
Coding region: 1-921 (306 amino acids)
Source: RefSeq, a predicted model, not a curated record
AUGAUGGGAGGGUUUAAGAGAUUUGGCCUUUAUACUCUGGCAUGGACGUUACUGUGCAUACAUGUACCCUUCAUCUUGGCCUACGCCGCAGCCGACACUGGUGUGAAGAGCAUUUUCCUCUUCAAAGACGUUCUGCAGUCGAACACCACAGCACUCAAGACUUCCGGCUUCGAUACCCUUCUCAUUUUCCGGAUCGGUCUCCUCGACAACGGCGACCUUGUGUAUUACUCAACCGGAGAUGCGGGCGACGCAGUCGACGCACCCGUUGUGACCAACGGCUCAUAUGUUGGUGGAACCGCCUUGGCGGAAAAGAUCAAGUCGUUCAAGACUGGCACGACCAACAUCAACAGAGUGGAGAUCUCGCUGGUAUCCCAUGAUACAACAUUCCAAAUCAUCCGCGACUUGAUCAAUGCAGACGGGACAAGCUCUGACACAAAGUUGUACAAGAACUUUGAGAUCCUAAAGACUGAAUGGGACAUUGACGCAUUCAAUAACGACGAUGAAGGGGUCUACGACGUGGCGAGCACAGUCAGUUUCGCCCAGAUGCUCGGGGAGAUGGGGUACCAGUAUUCGAUCGCACCGUACACCAAUAGCGGCUUCUGGGCCAACGUCAAGGCACAGAUUGAUUCUGCGAGCCCCGGUCUGUUCGAUAGGGUGUAUCUGCAGGUCUACGACGGCGGAGCUGGCAACAACCCCGGGACGUGGCAGACUACCCUCGGCACGAAGGUCAUUCCUCUCCUGUGGGUGACUAAUGACGCAAAGCCAUCCUCAGGAACCACCGCGGCGCAAGCUCAGCAGCGAUUCGAGAGCUGGUUCUCGCAAUACGCCGUGGCGGGGGGUGGGUACUGGAAUGAUUACGAUAUUGAGAAGAUGGACUCAUCUUACUCAGAUUAUGGAGCAGCGCUAACCAGUGUUUUCUGA